CCUUGGUUAUGUCCGUAGUUCUUGGUGUGACAACGUAGUUACUUUUCCGCCUCCAGUUUGUAUAGUGAUAAAUGUUGUGAAUCCGCUAAUUUGAGCUAUCCUCGGAUUCUGUCACUCCCGAUUUAGUUAUACAUUAUUCUACCUCUCCGAUAUAUUGGCCGGUUUCCUACCUCAUUCCUGUAGGUUCGAUCCCUACAUAUCAAACUUUUUUACAAGUAUUACAAUGGCAACAACACGUUGGAAGAGUACACUCUAUUCUUCGGAGAAAUUUGUCGAAGCUUGCGGGGCUGUUGUGUUCAACACAGAGAAGCCGGAGCAAGUCCUUUUACUAUACUAUGCCGCCCUGGACGAAUGGUUGCUGCCGAAAGGGAGACGUAACUGUAACGAAUCCCGGAAAGACGCAGCCAUACGAGAAGUUCGCGAAGAGUCAGGUUGUGCCAUUCGAUUACGCCCUGUAACGAUGACUACUCGAGCUCCAUCUGACUCGGAAGCGGCUGACGUUAAAGAUAUCCCACGCACCUACGACAGCCUCACGGAAGCUUUUAUGCUAGAUGUUCGAGACUUGGAGAAGGGCAACGGUGUCAAGUUAGUCUGGUGGUUUAUUGCAGAACUAGACAGCAUUGCGGGAGAUGGAGAGGCGCAGUUCGAGCCUAAAUUCUUUCGGAGCGACGAAGCCGUCAAGAUAUUGACGUUCCAGAAAGAUCGCGAUGUGCUAGUGAAGGCUUUGGAGCUCGUAGGACGCGCUGCCGAUAAGACGAGCAAGACUUGAGAGGAUGGCGUAGAAUCAAUCGAAUGGGGGACGGACGAACAACGAGUUUCACAAUCCGAUGCGACGCCAGAGUCUGCUGACAGUUCGAAUGGUACAUACCUAUAACGAUCCUUUUAUCACUUUCUAGAG
This is a messenger RNA of Daldinia decipiens, 898 nucleotides long. RefSeq lists its product as uncharacterized. Gene Ontology annotation, molecular function: bis(5'-nucleosyl)-tetraphosphatase (asymmetrical) activity. The transcript has 2 exons. The record is from RefSeq and is a predicted model, not a curated record. NCBI's taxonomy places the organism in Eukaryota, Fungi, Ascomycota, Sordariomycetes, Xylariales, Hypoxylaceae. Gene Ontology annotation, biological process: ATP biosynthetic process; AMP biosynthetic process. The coding region runs from base 224 to 769 and encodes 181 amino acids.